CGUAACGAGCGAGCAUAAAUAUAAGUGGCGAGAGCUUGUUUUAUUUUUGUUUAUGUCUUAUUCUUCGUUUGAUUAGAUGCUUUUUUGGACCUAUACAGCACACAUUAUUUUGCAAGAGAUAAAAUCUAAUAAUCAGAUUUUAAGGAUACCUCCCUUCUUAGGACCACGAUUUCACUUUGAAAAUAUGACUUCUUAAAUGGGUGGAUUAAGGGAUCAUCUUCCCCCGCCGUUUCCAGUUAUGAUUUUAAGAAUACCAUGGCUUCUACUACCAAUAGCCUUUUUUAUUCCUACGAUAUCAGGUAAUCCUUUAUUUUUACAACAAUCUGGAAGAAAUAUAAAACCAGUUAUUAGAUGGAGACCUCCGAUGGAUACUUGGAAUUGGGCGGAAACACCUAGAAAUGAUGAACCAUUCUUUAUUCCUUCUAAUUUUACUCACAAGCUACCUCCGUCCGCUAACGAAACAGAACUUAUUGCUCACAUGACGGCGCUGAGACGCAAUUACUCAAGACUAUUGUGGGAUAGUGAUAAAAGUUCAAAUUUACCUCUCUUCGUGGACAAAGCUUUAAAACUAUUAAAUUUAAAACAAGUUUACUAUGAAGUGGAACAUUCUGUGAUGUCCAAGGUGUCUUGUACAGCAUGUAAGGCAGGAGCCGGUCUACUGCAGCAUUACAUGAGACUCGGAAAGAGUAAAGAGGAAAUUAAUAAAAUGAUAUAUCAGUUUUGUGUUUCUCUAAACAUACAAUCUGCAAGAGUCUGCGAAGGCAUUACGAGGCUUUUUGGGAGUGAAGUUGUAUACGUAUUAAAACGUAUCACUAUAGGCCCAAAUGAAAUAUGCAGUUUUGUCAUUGGAGAUGCCUGUGGAGAUGUUUACAACCCAUAUCACGAGUGGGAAGUGGCUUUCCCUCCAGUUCCAAAACCAGAAGUGCAAGAGUUAGAUGCGCCUGUUGAAAAAGCUCCAACGUUCAAAGUCCUUCAAAUAUCGGACACACACUUCGAUCCCUAUUAUGCUGAAGGUGCUAACGCGGAAUGCAACGAGCCUCUUUGUUGUCGCGCGUCCAACGGCCCAGCUUUGACUCCGGGCGGAGGUGCUGGGCGUUGGGGUGACUACCGCAAGUGUGACACACCAAAACGCACUAUCGACCACAUGUUGAAACACAUAGCAGACACACACACUGAUAUAGACUAUAUUUUAUGGACCGGAGAUCUACCACCGCAUGACGUAUGGAAUCAGACAAAGGAAGAAAAUCUUAAGGUCCUCCAAGAAACUGUUGCUCAAAUGUCUGAUAUGUUUCCCGGAGUUCCGAUCUUCCCCGCUCUUGGCAACCACGAAUCUUCACCAGUAAAUAGCUUUCCACCGCCAUAUAUCUCUUCGCCAGAGUCCAACAUCGCCUGGCUGUACAACGAGCUGGACGCGCAGUGGCGAAGAUGGCUGCCUGCUGGAGUAUCGCACACGAUACGUCGUGGAGCAUUCUAUUCCGUGCUUGUUCGUCCUGGUUUCCGGAUCAUAUCAGUCAACAUGAACUAUUGCAAUAACAAAAACUGGUGGCUUUUACUAAACAGUACGGAUCCAGCAACAGAAUUGCAGUGGCUGAUAUACGAAUUGCAAUCUGCCGAAUUCAGUGGUGAAAAAGUUCACAUAAUCGGGCACAUUCCUCCUGGACAUUCGGACUGCCUUAAAGUAUGGAGUAGGAACUACUAUGCUAUAAUCAAUCGUUACGAAUCCACUAUUACUGCCCAGUUCUUCGGUCAUACUCAUUUCGAUGAAUUCGAGGUGUUUUACGAUCCAAAUGAUUUAGGAAGAGCUACAAGUAUUGCUUACGUGGGUCCAUCAGUAACACCUUAUUAUGAUUUGAACCUAGGAUAUCGAAUAUACUAUGUAGAUGGAGAUCAUGAUUCAACGACUCGACUAGUCGUUGAUCAUGAAACAUGGAUUAUGAACUUGAAGGAAGCGAAUUUAUUUGGCUAUCCGAUAUGGUACAAGCUGUACUCGGCACGGUCCGCGUAUAUGAUGCCAUCACUUCGGCCGCAAGACUGGGAUGCAUUUAUAGACAACAUGACUUCUAAGGAGGACGUCUUCAACUUAUAUCACAAACAUUACUGGAAAAAUAGUCCGCGUCGCGGCACAUGCGACGGCGAGUGCCGCAAGCGGCUGAUCUGCGACGCGCGCUCGGGGCGCUCGCACGACCGGCGCGCGCUGUGCGUGCACAUCGAGGCGCGCAUCGACGGCGCCGCGCCCGCGCCGCAGUCCUGGCGCGCCUGGCUCUACAAUGGCCUGUCCGUCUCACCUAGUGUACAACAAGUUUAAGUGGUGGUGGAAAUCUUUUAGGUGCUGCACGGAAAAAGAAUGUCGAUGUUAAUGCAAAUACCACAAGUGGCUUACCAGAUACCAAAGUAUGUCAUGGGCCUCGGCUGAGUGAUGAGUCGGAAACUUGGACACGAUCUGAGACAAAAAUACUCAGCACCACCAGACUUUUCUACCAGAGCAAAAAUAAUUAUUUAGUUAUUUAUUUUUAGAAAAAAAAAACAUACAAAUAGCCUUAGUAACUUUUGUAUCAGAGAAGUACAACUUUUAAAAGGCAGAUCCACAUUUGUGCACGCGCAUGAACCGUGCAUAUGCCCACGAGUGGUUUGCGAGCGGUUCGCAGACGGUUGGGAGUGAAUACAAACAUAAUAUUACACGUACAAUCUGAGAGAGGACUCGCCAUAUUUCCUCUAUGUGACAAUUACUGUCAUGUCAAAAGUACCGUUAACAGUACUUUUGAAAUAAUAAUUGACAAAUAGAGCAAAUGUGGCGAGUCGUUUCUCAGAUUGUACGCGUAAUACACGCAUUCGAACAUGCACGUGCGCAGGGACAGUGACGCAUCCAAAGGUGUUCGAUGCGCGUUGUACAUGCAGGGUCCGUGCGUGUGCGUAAGUGCGAAUCCAUUUUUAAAACUAUGUUGUAAUAAAACAUACUUAUUUAAAUAUUUUAAAACCGUUUAUGUGCCUUAGUGUUUGUAAAUCGAUGUCAAAAGUCUAUCAAGUGUAAGUUUGUAAAUAUUCUUUGUAAAUUAUGUAAUUAUAACUUUACGUUAAGAUUUUUA
Messenger RNA from Maniola jurtina (meadow brown), 3083 nucleotides. Its product is annotated as sphingomyelin phosphodiesterase. Gene Ontology annotation, cellular component: lysosome. Gene Ontology annotation, molecular function: acid sphingomyelin phosphodiesterase activity. The transcript is spliced from 14 exons. The record is from RefSeq and is a predicted model, not a curated record. NCBI's taxonomy places the organism in Eukaryota, Metazoa, Arthropoda, Insecta, Lepidoptera, Nymphalidae. The coding region runs from base 197 to 2305 and encodes 702 amino acids. Gene Ontology annotation, biological process: ceramide biosynthetic process; sphingomyelin catabolic process.